AACCGCCGCAAGAGCCGGCUUCACUUUUCUCAGCCGGGAGGCGAAAUGAGCCACAUUAAAGCAUUCCUUUUUGUGCUUUGGAACUUGACAAUACUUUGCAAAUUCUGCUUAACUGCUUUGCCACAGAAACCUGAAAACAUUUCUUGCAUUUAUAAUUACAGUUCCAUUCUUAAUUGUAGCUGGACGUCUGGAAGAGAAAUACCUGAUAAAACAAAAUGCAGUGUCAGAUAUUUAAUCAAUGAGACAUCUAGAGAAAGAAACGGUGUAAUGGAAAAUGGUUCAUGUAUAGCAAAAGAUAUUUCAUCUUUGAGUUAUGUUACACAAGUACAACUCUUUGGAGAAGAAGCAUUCAACUUGACUUCCCAACUUGUGAAAGAUUUAGUCAAACCUGAUCCUCCAGAAAUAGUGACAAUAGAAGGGAUGAAGGAAAUGCUAAGAGUUGACUUGAGAAGACACCCCAAAGAACCAUCUUAUGAUCCUUUUAUGUGUGAGAUUUGGUACCAAGCCACAACAAAAGAUAUUUCUGCCUACGCCAAUGUCCAGAUUAAAAAAUAUGAAAGAGAUAAAUCUUUAAAUCUCACUGGCCUGUGGAAUUUUACAAAUUAUACAGUUGCUGCUCGGUGUAGGUCUGUUUGGUCCAGUCACUGGAGUGAUUGGAGCAACAAAGUAACAAAGAGAACGGAAGAACAAGCUCCUUUGAAAGUAGACUUAUGGAGAGUAAUUGAAACUUGUCCUAAUGGAAGCAGAAAUGUGCAACUUUUGUGGAAGCUUCUACUUGAUAUGGGGAUUGACAUACGAGAACCUAUAGUUGUAUAUGAAGACAAUCAAGCAGCAAUUCAGAUAGCAUCCAAUCUUGCUAAAGCAGACCGUAUUUCACAAAGAACGAGAAAUAAAGACCAAAAUGUACAUGAACUGGUGGAAACAACAGGAACAUUGGAUGAGAUGGACAACUUAAGUCAGCAAAUAGAAUACAAACAGGGAAAAAAUAUGGAUCAGAAAAAUCAGCAAAUAAAGCAACAGCUUGAUGAAGAGGAAAACCAGAUAAAGGACAAGCAAAAGGAGCGGAAAUAG
Thamnophis sirtalis is the source of this 1071-nucleotide messenger RNA. The record is from RefSeq and is a predicted model, not a curated record. Lineage: Eukaryota; Metazoa; Chordata; Lepidosauria; Squamata; Natricidae.